AUGACCAGGCUGGCGUGGCUCGGGACGCUGGACGAAGCUCAAACGGCACCGGUUUCGCUCUCCAAGGCGGACACGGACACGUCGUGGGGCGACCCGGCGGGGCUGCACCUGCGCAAGGUGAACGACGAGAACCUCGUCAUCUUCCGGCGCGCCGUCGGCAUCAACAGCAUGCUGGCCGGCAACAGCGACAGCCACUCGCUCGAGGAGGGCCGCCGCGAGGCCAUGGGCAUGUACGCGUCGGUUCUGCGCGCCCAGACCCGCAAGAACGUCGCCUACCUGCUGCUCACGUUCCUCAUCUACGCCAGCCACUUUUCGCAGAUCAUCAUCGGCGCUUCGCUGACGGCGCUCGGUCCGACAGCGGGCGAGCACUCGGUGGUGAUCACCGUCCUAGGCGCCGUCAACACGGUAGUGGCGGGCGUGCUGGCGCUGGUCAAGGGCCAGGGCCUGCCGGAGCGGCUGCGCAAGGACCAGGCCGAGUUCCGGCGACUGCAGGACUGGAUCGAGCAGACCGAGGCGCUGCUGGCCGUCGGCGUCAUCGGCCGCGACCGCAAGGAGGUCGGCGUCCUCGUCCAGGUCGCCUUCAAGAAGUACAACGCCGCCAAGGCGUCCGUCGACAACAACGUGCCAGAGAACUACGUCCAGGCCGCCGAGAGCCCCGACAUCACCCCCAGGAGGUCGCCGAGCCCGAGCCCGAGCCCGAGCUCGUCGAGAGACGCUGGCCCAUCGACGUCGUAA
Molecule: messenger RNA, 735 nt
Organism: Lasiosphaeria miniovina
Lineage: Eukaryota; Fungi; Ascomycota; Sordariomycetes; Sordariales; Lasiosphaeriaceae
Exons: 3
Coding region: 1-735 (244 amino acids)
Source: RefSeq, a predicted model, not a curated record